Molecule: messenger RNA, 3971 nt
Organism: Phasianus colchicus (ring-necked pheasant)
Lineage: Eukaryota; Metazoa; Chordata; Aves; Galliformes; Phasianidae
Cellular component (GO): cytosol
Molecular function (GO): glyoxylate reductase (NADPH) activity; NAD binding; hydroxypyruvate reductase [NAD(P)H] activity
Source: RefSeq, a predicted model, not a curated record
UUAACACUUGAAUUCCAGUACAUGAUGUUUUGAUGCGGAAUACUGAAAACCAAAAAACAUAAAGCCACGACAGUAUUGAAUAGUAUCAUAUUAACUUACGUACAGUUAAGGAUAUCUUUCCAUGCUGUUUCCCACCUCCUAUUCUACUUAGAUUGUACUUGGAAGACAUAGUACCCUCAGUUUUAAAAUCUCUAGAAGAAGAAUAAAAAAAUGCAGCAGACACUGUAAUGCAAAAUGUGAUAGUUUUUCUGUUAGUCCAGGUUUGUUUGGAAUGUUUGGGCAGGCAAACUGUAUGAUCUAGCACAGACUGCUGCUACAACAGUCUAAUGAGAUGCAGGCCUUACCUAAAGCAUGCAGGCAGGUUAGUGGUGAUGCUUCAUGAUGGCUUCCAAUCAGUGAAAUCAAAUGCAUAUCAAAUGCAUCAAAUGUUCUUGUGGUGUAAUUUGUGAAUAAGAGGUAGUUGUUUCCUUGGGUUGGCCUUGCCUGAAAAGCAAAACCAUGAGAAUAUAGACCUCCUACUUGUGUUUGUUUGGUAGUUGUGUGUGUGUGUGUUUUUAAUGUAUUUAUUUUCCCCUAUGCUCUCUGCUCACAUAUAACACUACUUUAAACAUAGAAGGAACAUAUAUCCCCAUCCAAUUUCAUGCUUAAACCAGGUUAAACAUCCCAGCUAGGAAAUGUAUUACGUUGUGCAAAAGUCUCUUAGGCCGAUGCAAUAUUUCAAAGCCUUACCUUAAGGAACAAUCAUUAUGCAAGCACCUUGUCUUAUGCAAAACAUCAGCUUGUCCUGCAGUAAUACACAGAAACCAAUGGCAAUAUGCAAUAAUUAAUGAAACUAGGAGUUAAGUUGUGCAAUACUUCUUUCUUUGUAGUCAUAGAAAUUAUGAAUUUCAGAGAACUUUGUCACUGGUAUAAUGGAUCUCUCUCAACAAUAAUGAAAUAUUAGCAUACAGCAAUACUUCUUUUUCCAAUGCAAGGUACCUAAAAUAUUGCAGUGGGCUCGUGCAACACUCUCACCUGCAACAAUGUGCACGUAUCUCAAGCUGUUGUUUGCUAUUUGUGACAUUCUGGCCAUUCAAACAGCUCUUCAGUCAUUCAGAAUGUAAGUGACUUCCUGACCCCUUCUGUCACAUAUUUUGCUCUAUUUAACAUCAGCUCCUGAAACAAAUUUGAAAAUUUGCUGAAGUGACACAAAGCAACUUGGAAGCUGUCUGAUUCUCUCCACAUCUAGCCACAUAACCAAGCUCAUUUUCUUGACAUUUGAUGUAUGCGUCCUCAAUUCUUACUCAACGAAGAAUAACAGUGUUUUGAGUAUUUGAUCACUUAUUCUUUGACUAAACAUAUCUUCAUUCUGUUAAUCCAAAUUUGUUGAUUUGAUGUGCAAGUGGGAUAACUAUUACAUUGAUCUUUGAAAGGUUUUUGUUUGUUGUUGGAUUUGUUGACCUUCAGUACUAAAAUUUGGUAGAAAAUUAGUUGCUGGAAUGUCUCUUGUCUUCUACCUCACAGUGACCCUUUAAUCUCAGGCACUGUUACAUAAGCAGUAAGUUAAAAGGUCACCCAUUAUGUCUUAUCAGCAAACUCACAAGAGGUUGAUGUGAAACACGAAAUGUGUAAGCAUUAAAUGUUUAUUGCUUUCUUUUAAAGAAAGGUCAAAAACUGAACUCAUACUAGGAAUCCAGUUAAUGUGCUUUAACUCCGUCUAGCUAGUUCAUGGAUUUUUGGUUUAAAGUCUAACCGUGUGAAUUUGAAAUUCAUGUCAAUAAAUGAUACCCAAAAGUCACCAACAGGAUAAAAAAGUUACAGUGAUGUAUCAUUUUGCAUUACGACAGUUUAUUACACUUCAUUUUUUCUUAGUUAUUUUAGAGAGGAUCUCAUGUUGAACUCGAUUGCCUGAAUGUUCAGCAUACCAAAAUGUGUUUGGUAGAACUGGAGGAGAUAGAAUUGUAUGCAAUUGUCCAAUUGCAAAGUGUGGCAGAGCUCAGGUCAGGUACAGUAGUUCACAGGUGCUGGUUAUUUCUUGGCUCAGAAGGAAUAGAGAUCCGUGGUCUCAGGCAGGGUUUUCUAGCUCUCAGCUGCUCCUACCACACAGGUCAGAGCCUUCCUUGAGUGUUCUGCUCACCAUCUACACAGCAAGAGGAAUCGCCUCAGAAUCACAGAAUCAUAGAAGGGACCUCAAGGAUCACCAAGCUCCAAAACCCUAGCUGUUUUGAAGGUCUUAAUGGUAUAGAAUCAGCUCACACCUUAGAAUACAUAUCUAGCUAAAAGGAUUCGUUAACGCACGUUAUCCCUUUUCCCCCGAAGCCACGCGGACAAGCUCCAAUCCCCACCACUCCAAGCCGCGGCCGCGGGCAGCUUUUCCAGGACCGGCUCCUCCCCCCGCUCCUCUUUCUCCUCCUCCUCCUCCUCCUCCGCUUCCUCCCCUCGCAGCCCGUGCUGCCGGUCCGUGUUGGCGAGCAGCGCGGAGGUGAGCGGCGUUGGGGGCCCGGCUCCGUCGGCUCGUGCGCCUGCACCGAGAGCUGGGCGGCUUGCUCUGGCUGCUCUGGAGGGCUCCCAUCUCCGGUCCCAUCCGCAAGUGCCUUCCGAGAGGACUUUUGGCGUGUCUCACCGUGCUUCGGUGGCUGGGGAUCCGGACAUGGAGGGUCAGGAGCUGCCUUGUGUGCUAAUUGACUGCAUCGGAGGGAAGCAUGGGGUAUAUGAAGACCACGCUGAAUUUCUAAAGGAACGUUUCUGUCUCAUCACCAUGAAAGAAUAUCUUGAAAACAAGAGCUUUCUUGGCAAAAAGAUCAGAGCUAUUUAUAUGUGGUAUCACAAACCAGUUAUUAAUGAGGAGCUGCUGCAGAGCCUGCCUAACCUGAAGAUAGUUGCAAGCUCUGGAGCGGGAGUAGAUCACUUGGAUCUGAAUCUCCUCUCUAGCUAUGGUGUGAAAGUGUCUAACACUCCACUGACUGUUUCCACUGACACUGCAGAUUUGGGGAUGGCUUUGAUGCUGGCAUCUUCCAGGAGACUUGUGGAAGGCCAUCAAAUGGCAAUAUCCCCUGAUACUGAGUAUUUCCCUGCCAACUGGCUGGGUGCUGAGGUUUCUGGAGCUACUCUAGGCAUCGUUGGAAUGGGCACCAUUGGCUACAAAGUGGCUGAGAGAGCCAAAGCCUUUGAAAUGAAAAUUUUAUACCACAACAGGAAACAGAGAAACAAGGAAGAAGAACAUGCUGUUGGAGCUACCUACUGUAAGAAGAUAGAUGACUUGCUCCAGCAGGCAGAUUUUGUGAUGCUGGCUGUGAAAUUGACACCUCAGACACACAAACUGAUUGGGAAGAGGGAGCUACAGCUGAUGAAACCCACAGCCAUUCUCAUUAAUAUCAGCAGAGGUCUGGUUGUAGAUCAGGAUGCUUUGGUGGAGGCCCUUCAAAACAAAGUUAUUAAGGCAGCUGCUCUGGAUGUGACCUAUCCUGAACCUUUGCCAAGGGAUCACCCCUUGUUAAAACUGAAGGACGUCCUUAUAACUCCUCACAUCGGAAGCGCCACCGUCAAGACGCGGCACCUGAUGAAGGAAAACAUGACUGAAAGCAUACAGGCAGGUCUCGCAGGUCUUCCCAUCCCUAACGAAGUACUGCUGUGAAGGGCCUUGCACUGCACGUUAACGCUGUUGCUGGUUACCCAGUGAGGAACCGCCGGGCUGAUAACCUUCCCCUGCAAUUCACGAAGGUAACGCGACGCAGAUAAGAUGUGGAGGUGUAACUUUAAUUAACGUUUUUCACUUCCGGUUUAAAUACUUUGUAAUUAAAUACAAAAGCUCCUUCUGUGUGGAAAAGCUGCCGUAUCUUGUCAUUUGCGUCACGAAAACUUCGACAGCCCAGAGUCUCAAGCCGGCGCCGUUCGAGCCGCCAGCUGCCCCAGGCGCCGCGGCACCGAGCGCAGCGCACGGCUUCCCUCAGACGCGACGCUCCGGCCGCCAGAAGAGCCCGCCUGCAGCGCGC